Messenger RNA from Fonsecaea monophora, 1269 nucleotides. RefSeq lists its product as hypothetical. The record is from RefSeq and is a predicted model, not a curated record. Gene Ontology annotation, cellular component: nucleolus. Lineage: Eukaryota; Fungi; Ascomycota; Eurotiomycetes; Chaetothyriales; Herpotrichiellaceae. The transcript has 5 exons. Bases 1 to 1269 code for a protein of 422 amino acids.
AUGUCGACUUCUUUUCGUCGCUACACAGUAGCAAAGGAGGAUCGCGAGCGAGUCCUGGGCGAGGCAAAGAGAGAGCUGCCGCAUCCGCUCAAGCAGCUCCUCCGCUUGAAGCGUCAUUAUCAGCAGCCGGACGAGGAGUCCGGGCUGGUUAUCCCUCGCAGCGAAGACUCAGCACCGUCCGAUCAGGGACAAACUCACAACGCCAACCAAGAGUCCUCCGGUAUCCACUGCGAGGCUGAUCAGACAAGUAAUAAGAAAGAGGCGAGUCAGGAUGACCAAGGCUAUCGUAUUGGCAACAGCAGCAGGAAACCCCAGCCACCAAGCAAGUCCAUAACAGUGCCAACGCCACACCCAUCGAAACCAGAGCCGUCGAGCCUAUCAACAUCGCCAGGGAAGCCUUCUUUACAGGCGACACCCUCAACAACCUUUACCUCGGAACAACCAACAGCCUCAGCAAUGAGAACUCCAGAGGCAUCGAAUUCAUCAGAGACGAGACCCUCAGCGGCUAGCACGCCAACAGACGGGCCCACCUCGGUGACAAAGCUGUCGACGGAGGAGGUGGAUUCAUCCACUAUUGAAAGACAGGUGCUGCUGGUGAAAGGGCUCCUCGACGCGCAGGCUGCAGUUCGACAGAUUUCAGUGGGAAUUUUGACCAUCACCAACAGGCUCGCGAAGCUGUUCUCUCCCCGCCUCACCUCGGACGGCGAGGUGAGUGACUACAAACUUUUGUUUACCGUCAUAUUCCCGCUUGAAGAGUAUCUCUUCGACGUAACCCCAAGCAUGCUGCCGAGUGAUUACACCGCGGCGGGCUCCGGCAAGCUCAAGCUCAAAGGCGUCAAGGACUCCAAGGUCGACAAGAAGAAAAAGAAGAAAUCAUCGUCCAAGGCCUCGGGAAAUGAGACCCCUGCACGGGAUCGAACGCGGGGUGAACAAGAGCUUGACGACGAGUUCAAGGAUCGGUCAGUCAUGCUGAGAAAUCUGGAGGACGAGGAUCAAAAGAUGGCGGCCGAGGAGGCCAAGAGUCUCCAGAAGCGACGGGCCGAUUCUACUGGAGGUGGCCAUGGGGAUGCCGAGCCUAUCGAGGAAGAGGGCGGCGGCAUUGUCAAGACAGAAGCCGAGAGACGGUAUGAAGAGCAGAGACGGAGAAGGCUUGAGGAGCGUCUAAAACGAGAAGGUGUCAAGACGCACAAGGAGCGUGUUGAAGAGUUGAACCGCUAUCUCAGUAGUCUGAGCGAGCAUCAUGACAUGCCGAGAAUAGGACCGGGCUAA